Molecule: messenger RNA, 600 nt
Organism: Erigeron canadensis
Lineage: Eukaryota; Viridiplantae; Streptophyta; Magnoliopsida; Asterales; Asteraceae
Exons: 5
Coding region: 1-600 (199 amino acids)
Source: RefSeq, a predicted model, not a curated record
AUGCUUGUAAACAAGAGACAUACUAUUACAUCUAUUGAUGAAACAGCACCUUUUAAUGAAAUUGCAGAAUUAGUAUUUCAUGUUGAGGUUAAUAGGGAAGAGCGAAAUUUUAACUCAGAUGGUAAUGUGCGCCUAUUAAUGAUGGACUCUGAUAAUGGAAGAAAAGUGAGGCUCUUUGGAGUCGAUAUAAUAAAUGAAAUACCUGUACAUGAAGAGGAGGCAGUUAGUACGGAUUCUCAAUUACCAGGACCUGCACCAUAUAGGAUGAGGAGUUGGAUAAUGCGGAAGUUGUUGGUUUGGAGCCGCCAGAGGAUGAGGAGGCGGAUAAUGAGGAAAUUAUUGGUUUGGAGCUGCCAGGGGAUGAGGAGGCGGAUAAUGAGGAAGUUAUUGGUUUGGAGCCGCCAGAGGAUGAGGAGUCGGAUAAUGAGGAAGUUAUUGUACUAUCACGUACGGCCUUUGAGGAGGUCUUGGGAUCAAGGACAGAUGAAAAUAGAUCUGCAGCUAAUAAUCAUGAAUCUGGUGAAACCUUGGCUAGUAACCAGCAAACAAUCUGUGAUGCCAAUAUGCAAUUGGAAGGACAAUCUGGCCCUUCCAUGGUAA